GCCGCCGUCGACACAUAAAACCCACCCGCCGGAGCCGGACCGACCGCCCGCGGCGCACACACCAAGACGACAGUCGGCAGCGGCGCUCCCCCCCUUCAACAAUCUACUUCCUCGUUUCCGUCCAGGUCAUACCCGAGUUGCUGCUGCUGAAAUGGGUAGCACGGAAGCCCCAACGCCCGUGCAGGCACCUGUGUGCUCCAUUGUGAACGAAGGCCCACCAGCUCCAGCUGCUUGCUCCAUUGUGAACGAAGCCCCAGCUCCUGCCACUGACUCCAAGCCCAAGAAGAAGAUAUGCUGCGCUUGCCCCGACACCAAGAGGCUGAGAGACGAGUGCAUCGUCGAGUACGGGGAGUCUGCGUGCACCAAGUGGAUCGAGGCUCACAAGCAAUGCCUCCGUGCCGAGGGCUUCAAAGUCUGAUUCUUCUCUUGUACCCUGAUCAUGGAUGUUGCAGAACAUGCUAUUUGAGAUUCCGUCAGAGGAGUUGUCUUGUUUUUCAAUGCUGUGCCUGUAUGGUUUAAUGGUUAGCGAGCUUGAUGCCUGUUUCCAUGGGAAAUAAAUUACUGAUACUAUAUGAGAAAUUUUCUUGGUGUUA
Messenger RNA from Triticum dicoccoides, 593 nucleotides. RefSeq names its product cytochrome c oxidase copper chaperone 2-like. Gene Ontology annotation, cellular component: mitochondrial intermembrane space. The record is from RefSeq and is a predicted model, not a curated record. Gene Ontology annotation, molecular function: copper chaperone activity; copper ion binding. The coding region runs from base 152 to 418 and encodes 88 amino acids. Lineage: Eukaryota; Viridiplantae; Streptophyta; Magnoliopsida; Poales; Poaceae. The transcript has 2 exons.